Messenger RNA from Henningerozyma blattae CBS 6284, 453 nucleotides. It is a transcript of the gene ATG31, whose product is annotated as Atg31p. Gene Ontology annotation, biological process: autophagy. The record is from RefSeq and is a predicted model, not a curated record. Lineage: Eukaryota; Fungi; Ascomycota; Saccharomycetes; Saccharomycetales; Saccharomycetaceae. The coding region runs from base 1 to 453 and encodes 150 amino acids. Gene Ontology annotation, cellular component: phagophore assembly site. The transcript has a single exon.
AUGGAUGGGAUCUUUUUAACGGUACAAGAUAAAAAUAUUUCUAGCUCAGCCCACUUGAUAGAACAAUCAGUUGAUGAUUUAAAUAACACGAAAUGUAUGUACCCUACAAAUAUAAAAUACAUAUUUGAGGAAGAUGACGAUGUACCAGAUAUUGCAUUAUUAAACGAGUCCAAUGAUAGCAAUAUCGAAAAUAUAAUUAUUAUCGACAUAGAAUCUUCUGGGUAUGUUUCUGAUAUUCAAUUAAUUUCAGACCAUUUCCAAUUGCUUUCAUAUAAAGAUACGAUGGAGGAAAGUGAAACGUAUGAUACGCCUCCCUAUUGUGAUAUUAAAUUGGAUGUCCUUUCUAGAUUUGAAGAGAUGAAAGGUAUCGGGGAAAGAGUAUCUUUAGAUGAUCUAGUUAAAUUAUACUUAAUUCAAAAUGAGCAGUUAACUAGUAUAUCAAAUUCUUUUUAA